AAGGAGGAGGAGAGAAAGAGAGGGAGGGAGGAGGAGAGGGAGAUAGGGAAUAGGCGAGAGAUAGAGGGAGGAGGAGGAGGAGAGGGAGUGAGAGAAGCAGGAGAGGAGCAGAGCCAGUAGCCAUGGGGGAGAGCUAUGUGUACCAGCGCCUCCCCUAUGCCAGGGGGGAGGAGCCGGAGGCAGAGGAAGAGGAGCGCAGUGACAGAGGGAUGAGGGCGAACGAUGCAGGACCAAUGCUGCAGUGUGAGGAGGGCACUGAUUGGCUGGCUGAGCUGCUGAGUGACGUGCAGCUGCAGCAAUACUUCCUGAGGAUCCGGGAUGAGCUCAACGUCACGCGGCUCUCCCACUUCGACUACGUCAAGAACGAAGACCUGGAGAAGAUCGGCAUGGGGCGGCCCGGUCAGAGACGCCUGUGGGAGGCGGUCAAGAGGAGGAGGGCUCUUUAUAAACGCAAGUCCUGGAUGAGCAAGCCUCUGCGUCUGGGUCAGCAGGUGUUUCCGGGGAAACGCCCCGACGCCGACCCCCAGGCGCCCCUCCCCCAGGGGGCGUCGGCCUGCCUGGCCCCGCCCAACGGCGCCUCCGCCAGCGAACCGGGCGCCUCGCUCACCUGCCUGGUCCGGGAGGCGGAGCUACAGCUGUUUGAACGCCUGGGAGACGGAACGUUUGGCGUUGUGCGACGGGGGGAGUGGACGAGUCCCAACGGAAGAGUGCAGUCGGUGGCGGUCAAGUGUCUGAAGGCCGGCCUGCUGGACUCAGAGGGUCUGGACGACUUCAUCAGGGAGGUGAACGCCAUGCACUCCCUCAGCCACCAGAACCUCAUCACCCUGUACGGCAUCGUGCUCACACAGCCCAUGAAGAUGGUGACCGAGCUGGCCCCCCUGGGCUCUCUGCUGGACCGCCUGAGGAAGCGUCAGGGGCACAUCCUCAUCGCCUCGCUCUGCAGCUACGCUGUCCAGGUGUCGUGCGGCAUGGCCUAUCUGGAGCAGCGGCGGUUUCUCCACCGCGACCUGGCGGCCCGGAACGUUCUGCUGUUCUCCAGCGACACGGUGAAGAUCGGAGACUUCGGCCUCAUGAGGGCGCUGCCCAAACACACGGACCACUACGUCAUGGAGGAGAGCCACAAGGUCCCCUUCGCCUGGUGUGCUCCAGAGUCUCUGAAGUCCCGUACCUUCUCUCAUGCGUCUGACACCUGGAUGUUCGGGGUCACCCUGUGGGAGAUGUUCACCCACGGACAGGAGCCCUGGCUGGGCCUCAACGGCAGCCAGAUCCUGCACAAGGUGGACGUGGAGGCGGAGCGUCUGUGUAAGCCGGACUACUGCCCCCAGGACGUGUACAACGUCAUGCUGCAGUGCUGGAGCCCCAAGCCUGAGGACCGGCCCACCUUCACUGCCCUCAGGGACUUCCUGCUGGAGAUGAUGCCCACAGACAUGAGGGCUCUGCAGGACUUUGAGGAGGAUGACAAGCUGCAGAUCAAUUUGAAUGAUGUCAUCACCAUCAUAGAGGGACAGGCGGAGCACUACUGGUGGGUGGGUCAGAACCGGCGCUCCCUGAGGGUGGGUCAGUUCCCGCGCCACGUGGUGACCUCGGUGGCGGGCCUGUCGGCCCAGCACAUCAGCCGGCCCCUCAAGCACUCCUUCAUCCACACGGGCCACGGGGACACGGACCCCCACCGCAGCUGGGGCCACGCCGACCGCAUCGACAGUCUGUAUUUAGGGAAUCCCAUGGACCCCCCGGAUAUUCUUGGAAUGGAUCCUUCCAGAGCCAGACCAACUAAACUCCCCAACCGUGCCAAGAAACAGCCCCCCCCUCGCCCUCCACAGCCCGCUGUUCUGCUGAAAAAGCCCUUCUACGACUCUGUGUUGGACAACUACGAGGAUGAGGACGACGCGAGUGCCGCGUCCGGCCUGAAGAGACUGGGCGUUUCCCUGGGCCUUAAGCUCCGCCCCUGGGAGGGGCCAAGCCUGCGAUCGGCUAAGAGCGAGGUGUCACUCAUCGACUUCACCGACGACAGCUUCAGCUCCACCACGCCCUCCCCGCUCACAGACCCCCGACAGCUGGACGAGGACACACUGCAGGACAUGCCCUCAAUCCUGGACUGGCCCCUCCCACUCCCGGCCUACGAUGAGGUGACCACAGAGCUGGAGGACCAAUCAGACGACCAGGAGGUCCGCUCCAUUAACAGGGGAUUGGCUGAGGAUUCCUUUGCCCCGCCCAUCUCCGUAGCGGAGGGCAGAAGCGAGUCCCAGUCAGCGGACCUGUUCCAGGAGCUACAGAGAGAGGUGAUGGUGAAGCUGCAGGUCCCCAUGGCGCCGGGCCGCUCCCUCCCCUCCUCCCCCCUCCCCUUCUCCCGCCCCCCCGCCCACCGUCAGAUCUACCUGCCCACCCCGUCCUCCCCCCCUCCCCCGGCCUCCUCCUACGAGGACCGCCCGGUGCUGCCCCCGCGCACCCCCCUCCCUCCGCUCCGCCCCUUGCGCCAAGCCCCCGCCAAGCCCUGCCCCCACGUGCGCUCUAGCUCCGCCUCCCUCGGCGACGAGGGCCGCGCCCCCAAGCCCCCCAACCCCGACCACGUCGCCUCCUCUCCGCCGCAGAUCCCGCCGCGGGACCACCACCCCGCCUACUCCCAGCCCGCCUCCCGCGCCACCUCGCCCCUCCCCCCCCUGGCGGCCCUCCCCUCCUCGCCGCUGACCCUCCCCCCUCCCCCGCUCUCCAUGUCCCCGCGCCGGGCGUCGGCCCUGUGCUGUGUGGGGCCCCUGGGCUCCCUGAUGCUCUCCUCCCCCUGCCCCGCUCUGCCCCGCCCCCCCGCCCUCGCCACCGCCACCGCCUCCGCCUCCAACGCCCUCUCCUCCACCUCCUUCCUGGACCCGCUGGCCGGCCCCGAGGGGCGGGGCCUGUCGUUGUUGAUUGAUGGCUCCCAGAGUUCUGCUCCCGCCCCUCUUCCCGAGCGUCCAGGGUACCUGGAAAGGUACGGUGCAGCCAACAUGGCCGCCGUCAAGCCAAUAAUGCAACAGAGCAGAGCAAAGCCAAACUCCUCCUUCAACAACAACAACAACGGCGGUCAAACUACAACUCCCAGCAUGCAGCAGGAGCUGAGCGUCAAACAGGUGCAGGAGGCGGUUCACGGGGUGACGGUGGAGGAGUGCCGGGCGUGUCUGCUGGACCACGGCUUGAGCGUCCCUCUUUCCGUACAGCAUCUCAAGGUGGAGCAGUUGUUCCGGCUGGGUCUGAGGUCGAGGUCGGAGUGUGUGGAGGUUCUGGAGCGAAGCAAGUGGAACCUGGAGGAGGCCAGCACCGUCAUACUGGACACACACACACACACACUGCAGAGCAUGAGGAAGUGACAGUGGGCCUUCGGUAGGAAGGGCCAGUUGGUGUACAUUAAUGGGCACA
Molecule: messenger RNA, 3387 nt
Organism: Gadus morhua (Atlantic cod)
Lineage: Eukaryota; Metazoa; Chordata; Actinopteri; Gadiformes; Gadidae
Gene: tnk2a
Product: tyrosine kinase, non-receptor, 2a
Exons: 20
Coding region: 123-3338 (1071 amino acids)
Biological process (GO): protein phosphorylation
Molecular function (GO): protein binding; protein tyrosine kinase activity; ATP binding
Source: RefSeq, a predicted model, not a curated record